Molecule: messenger RNA, 2200 nt
Organism: Rhinichthys klamathensis goyatoka
Lineage: Eukaryota; Metazoa; Chordata; Actinopteri; Cypriniformes; Leuciscidae
Gene: nadkb
Product: NAD kinase b
Exons: 12
Coding region: 103-1521 (472 amino acids)
Biological process (GO): NAD+ metabolic process; NADP+ biosynthetic process
Molecular function (GO): NAD+ kinase activity
Source: RefSeq, a predicted model, not a curated record
CUUGUUAGUAGCUUGAUAGCUUGCAUGUUUAGUAGAAUGAGUAAAUCUGCCUUUGCGUAUUGUGCAGCACAUGCGUUUGCUGGCUAUUCAUGAAUUGAAGGCAUGGAAGACGGGCUGCCCUCCAGAAAGCCGGAGGAGGGUGGUUCAUCUAAGCGUUCACAGAGGCAGCAGGAACGCCAGGGGAAACUUCCUAGGAGACGGAAAGAGGUGAAGAGGUCUCUUCGGAGGCCGGACUGUCCAGAACACCUGUCGGGAGGAAGCGUACAUCGGUUGCCCGAACAGCACGAAUCCGAAGCCUCUGCAUCAACGGAGGACACUGCAGAUAGUUGCCCAAAAAGAUGGGAUAGAUGCAGACGAGGGCACUUUCUACAUGGACCAUAUCCUGCUACUCACUUUGGACCCAAAGCUUGCAUUCUUCCCAACCCGACCUCAGUCAUGCACAUUCAGGAUCCAGCCAGCCAGCGGCUCACCUGGAGCAAACCACCACUCAAUGUCCUGGUCAUCAGAAAGAUCCGAGACGAGACCCUGCUGGAGCCGUUCAAAGAGCUUUGCAGGUUUCUCGUGGAGGAGAAACAUCUGAUGGUUUAUGUGGAGAAGAAAGUUGUGGACGAUGGCUCUCUCAUGAAGGACGAGUCAUUUUCCGCCAUCCGCAAUCAGCUGUGCACAUUCAGGGAAGGGUAUGAUGACAUCUCGGACUGCAUUGAUCUGAUUAUUUGUUUGGGUGGAGAUGGGACUCUUCUGUAUGCAUCAUCUCUUUUCCAGGGCAGUGUCCCCCCGGUCAUGGCCUUCCAUCUGGGUUCCUUAGGAUUUCUCACACCAUUUAAGUUUGAGUCCUUUAAAACAGAGGUGGAUAAAGUUUUUGAAGGUAAUGCUGCCAUCAUUCUGCGCAGUCGUCUGAAAGUUAAGGUGGUGAAAGGCAUGUUCCAGAGAAACGAGCAGCUCUUCGGCACUCAGGAGAACGGAAUAGUGCCUCAUAACCACAUAAAUAACGAGGCAGGCAAAAUCACACUGCAGUUACAGGUGCUGAAUGAGGUGGUGGUGGACAGAGGACCCUCAUCCUACUUGUCCAAUGUUGACCUUUACCUGGAUGGACGUCUCAUCACAUCUGUACAGGGAGACGGUGUAAUAGUGUCCACCCCCACGGGCAGCACGGCCUACGCUGCUGCAGCGGGAGCUUCCAUGAUCCAUCCCAAUGUCCCUGCCAUUAUGGUGACCCCCAUCUGCCCUCACUCCCUCUCUUUCAGACCCAUAGUGGUGCCCGCUGGCGUGGAGCUCAUGAUAACGCUAUCACCUGAUGCUCGUAACACAGCCUGGGUCUCAUUUGAUGGCAGAAAGCGGCAGGAAAUCCAGCACGGGGACAGCAUUAAGAUCACGACCUCUUGCUUUCCGGUUCCUUCUAUCUGUUGUCACGAUCUGGUGUACGACUGGUUUGACAGUUUGGCUCAGUGUCUUCACUGGAACGUCCGCAAGAAGCAAACACGUUUAACAGAUGCCAGCGACUCUUCCGAAACGGAGAACUGAAACCACCAUAAAAACCAAGUUUCUCACAGUCUGUUGACAUUCCAAAUAAAUUCAGAUUUCCAUCCUGACUCACUGAAAAGGAGGGUUCUUUAUAUUUACAUAACAUUGUUCAUGUCCAUAUUCAUAGAUUCAUUUCAUUAUAGCUCACAAGUGCUUAUGUUCUACCUGUAAAAUAACACAUUAACUAGUUAGAGGUCAGCCUGGAUUACUCGUAAUUUAUCGGUAUCUAAAAGUUUGUUUGUUUAAGAGCAUAAACUCAUGAUGCAUGAUUGCUAAACGUCAUUAUGCAGACAGUUUCCUACAUUCUGUUUUUGUAGCUGACGGCUUCUCAUAAUUAACAACAUGCUGAAGAGUAACUGAUCCAAUUUGCCAUAGAACAGUUUUUUUAAUACCAUUUACUGACAUUUACUAUUGACAAAAAUGCUUAGUUAAUUUUUUCCCUGUAGAUUCAUCCAUGUUUAAAUAGUUGUUUAGGAAAACUGGAAAUGCACAUUAUAGCUGGAAAUGUAAUUUGUCCAUGAGCAUAAAACUUUGAUUUUGAGGUGUUUUUACAGUGCAUAACUCGUUACAACGUAGCUGUUGACUAAAUUUACCACAGACGUCACAUGAGUUGGGCUUUCUAUGUGGUUUGCUACAACAGUAGUUCCACUUGUGUGGUAUUAAAUUGCAUAGGACGCCA